GCGCCGCCGGGCCCGGGCCGCCAUGGCCGCCAUGGGGGAGCUGGCGCGGCCGCGGACGCUGUUCCUGGCCGGGCUGGCCGCGGUCUACAUCGCCGCCUUCGGCUCCCUCUACGUACAGAUCCCCGGGCUGUACGGCCGCGAGGGGCUGCUGCCGGCGCGGCGGGUGCUGCGGCUCAGCGGGAAGGGGCUCUGGGAGCAGCUCCGCGAUGUCCCCACGCUGCUGUGGCUGGGGCCGCGCCUGGGGCUGGACACGGAGCAGGGCAUGGAGCUGCUGUGCCUGCUGGGAAUGCUGGCGGCGCUCGGGGCGCUGCUCUGCGACUCCAUGCGGGACUGCCUGGUCUUCGCCCUGCUCAGGAUGUUCUACCUGUCGCUGUACCAGGUGGGACAGGUGUUCCUGUACUUCCAGUGGGACAGCCUGCUGCUGGAGGCCGGGUUCCUGGCUGUGCUGGUGGCCCCCCUGCGCCUGCUGCGGCGGGGCUGCCCGGCCUGGAGGCCCCACGACGCCGUCACCUUCUGGGCCGUGCGCUGGCUGCUCUUCCGCCUGAUGUUCGCCUCGGGCGUGGUCAAACUCACCAGCCGCUGCCCCACCUGGUGGGGGCUCACAGCUCUGACGUACCACUACGAGAGCCAGUGCAUCCCCACGCCGGGCGCGUGGCUGGCCCACCAGCUGCCCGUGUGGUUCCAGAAGCUCAGCGUGGUGGCCACCUACGUCAUCGAGGUGGCCGUGCCCGUGCUCUUCUUCGCGCCCCUGCGCCGCCUGCGCCUCUUCGCCUUCUACUGCCAGGUCCUGCUGCAGGUCCUCAUCAUCCUCACGGGCAACUACAACUUCUUCAACGCGCUGACCAUCGUGCUGGCCUUCUCCCUGCUGGACGAGGAGCACGUGGGGCGCUGGCUGGGCCGGCCCCGCAGGAGGCACGGCAGCGGCUGGCCCCCCAGCCUGGGCUCGGUGCUGGGCACGCUGCUGGAGCUCAGCACCUACGGGCUCCUGCUCUGCUGGACCGUGCGCUACUUCGGCCUGGAGCUGGACUGGGACAGGAGACUGCUGGACUCCAAAGUGGCCUUCACCUACCACGAGUUCACCACCUGGCUGCGCACGGUGACGCUGCCGCUCGUGGGGGUGGCCUUCCUGUCCCUGUCCUGGGAGAUCCUCGUGGCCAUGUACCGCUGUGCCUGCGUCCGGGGAUGCUUCUGGAAGCUCUGGGCCACCCUGCAGUGGGCCAUCAUGGCCACGGCCACCGUGGGCCUGUUCGCCGUUAGCCUGGUGCCCUUCACCUACAUCGAGCACGAGUCCAACGGGAAGCUGUGGCCCGGGAUCCACCAGAUGUUCGGGGCCGUGGAGCGCUUCCAGGUGGUCAAUUCCUACGGGCUCUUCCGCAGGAUGACCGGCGUGGGCGGCCGGCCCGAGGUCAUCCUGGAGGGCAGCUACGACGGGCACAGCUGGACCGAGAUCGAGUUCAUGUACAAGCCGGGGAACGUGAGCGCGGCGCCGGCCGUGGUGGCCCCGCACCAGCCCCGCCUGGACUGGCAGCUCUGGUUCGCCGCCCUCGGGCCCCACCAGAGCAGCCCCUGGUUCAGCGCCCUGGUGCUGCGCCUGCUGCAGGGACAGCCCGACGUGAUCCGCCUGGUGCAGACGGACGAGUCCCGGUACCCGUUCCACGGCCGCCCGCCCACCUUCCUGCGGGCCCAGCUCUACAAGUACUGGUUCACAUCCCCCAGCGAGGGCAGCCCGGGCCCGGCGCCGUGGUGGCGGCGGCAGCACGUGCAGGAGUUCUUCCCGGCCGUGUCCCUGGGAGACCCCACGCUGGAGUCCCUGCUCAGCCAGCACGGCCUCAAGGACAAGCCCCCGCUGCGCCGCCGGGCUGACGCCGUGCUGCCGCGCCUGCUGGGCUCCGUGCGCCGCCUGUGCCAGCCCUUCUCGGGCCCCGCCCUGCUCUGGUCCCUCUACCUGGUGGCCGCCACCGCGGGGCUGCUGCGGGCCCUGGCCCGGCGGGCCCGGGGGGCGCCGCCCCCCGCCCGCCACAAAGGGCCCCGGGAGCGGGGGGAGCGCAACGGGGCGCGGGGCACCGAGGGGGCGCGGGGCAGCACCGAGGGGGCGCGGGGCACCGAGGGGGCGCGGGGCACCGAGGGGGCGCGGGGCACCGAGGGGGCGCGGGGCACCGAGGGGGCGCGGCCCGAGGGCCGGCACGGCAACAAGAGGAAGAAGUAGCCCCCGCAGCCCCCCCAAAGACGGGGGACAGGGAGGGAGUCCCCGGGUGGGGGGGCAGCGCUUGUUGGACCCCGGCCCGGGGGUGCCCGUGUGCCAGUGCCUUCAGCACGGGGUGGCCAUGCGGGGUGGGGACACACCCGGGGCUUGGGGACACCUCCCCCUGCUACCUGGGGACCCCUUGGGGGCACCUCCCCAGUGUCCAGGCACUCCUGGGGACCUCUCCCUGCUACCUGGGGACCCCUCCCUAGGGUUUGGGGGCUGCUUGGGUACAUGUCCCCGUCUCUGGGCACCCUGCCCCAGUGCCCAGGAACCCCUUGGGGACCCAGCCCCAAUGUCGGGGGACCCUCCCCAGUGCCCAGGGACCCCUCCAGGCCCCACGGUGGGGGAUCUCAGCACAGGUCAGGGGCUCAGAGCGAGUGGGGGCUCUGUGCCCACGGGCUGGAGCAGUUUGGGCACUGCCAGCCCUCCGGUUACCCUGCCCAGCCCCUCAGGUCACUUUGGGGUCCCCCCCAGCACUUUGGGGUGCUCCCCCCCGUGGGCUCUGCCCAUCCCAUGGUUCCCCCCUGCCCGGCUCAGCCUGAGCCCAGAGGUUUCCUAUAAUUUUCUAAUUAAAGCCUUUGACAUUCCA
Molecule: messenger RNA, 2834 nt
Organism: Haemorhous mexicanus (house finch)
Lineage: Eukaryota; Metazoa; Chordata; Aves; Passeriformes; Fringillidae
Gene: LMF2
Product: lipase maturation factor 2
Exons: 15
Coding region: 23-2206 (727 amino acids)
Biological process (GO): protein maturation
Cellular component (GO): endoplasmic reticulum membrane
Source: RefSeq, a predicted model, not a curated record